GCCUGGCUCUAUGGAUAGGAGCUCGCUGCUGCAGCUUAUCCAGGAACAGCAGCUGGACCCUGAAAAUACAGGCUUCAUCGGUGCGGACACCUUCACUGGCCUGGUGCAUAGCCAUGAGCUGCCCCUGGACCCUGCCAAGCUGGACAUGCUGGUGGCUCUGGCCCAGAGCAACGAGCGGGGCCAGGUCUGCUACCAGGAGCUGGUGGACCUGAUCAGCAGCAAGCGCUCAAGCAGCUUCAAGCGGGCCAUCGCCAACGGACAGCGGGCACUGCCCCGGGAUGGGCUGCUGGACGAGCCGGGCCUGGGUGUCUACAAGCGGUUUGUCCGCUACGUGGCCUACGAGAUCCUGCCCCGAGAGGUGGACCGCCACUGGUACUUCUACCGGCACCGCAGCUGCCCACCCCCAGUGUUUAUGGCCUCGGUCACCCUAGCUCAGAUCAUUGUGUUCCUGUGCUACGGGGCCCGUUUCAACAAGUGGGUGCUGCAGACCUACCACCCCGAGUACAUGAAGAGCCCCCUUGUGUACCACCCCGGCCACCGUGCUCGAGCCUGGCGCUUCGUCACCUACAUGUUCAUGCAUGUUGGGCUAGAGCAGCUGGGGUUCAAUGCGCUCCUGCAGCUGAUGAUCGGGGUGCCCCUGGAGAUGGUACACGGCCUGCUCCGUAUCAGCCUUCUCUACCUGGCGGGUGUGCUGGCAGGUUCCUUGACCGUCUCCAUUACUGACAUGCGGGCCCCUGUGGUGGGGGGCUCCGGCGGGGUCUACGCCCUGUGCUCCGCACACCUGGCCAAUGUCGUCAUGAACUGGGCUGGGAUGAGGUGUCCCUACAAGCUGCUAAGGAUGGUGCUGGCCCUGGUGUGCAUGAGCUCCGAGGUGGGCCGGGCUGUGUGGCUGCGCUUCUCCCCGCCACUGCCUGCCUCUGGCCCGCAACCGAGCUUCAUGGCACACCUAGCGGGUGCAGUGGUGGGUGUCAGCAUGGGCCUGACCAUCCUGCGCAGCUACGAGGAGCGCCUGCGGGACCAGUGUGGCUGGUGGGUGGUGCUGCUUGCCUAUGGCACGUUCCUGCUCUUCGCCAUCUUCUGGAACGUCUUCGCCUAUGACCUGCUGGGUGCCCAUGUCCCCCCGCCACCCUGACAGGAUCCCCAGGGCCACAAUAGCCAGGGUGCAGCAUCUGUGGGCCAGCCACCAGGCAGGUCUGCAUGUCCACCCUCUGUGAAUGUACGUCUGGAGGCUACUUCUUCCCCGCGGGGUCAGGUGGCCCCAGUGGCCAAGUCCAGGCCAAGCCUUACAUCAGCCCUGGCUGCCCCCUCCCAGGCCUGGGGGGAAGGACUGCUGGACUGGGCUGUGUGGUGGGGGUCCCCAAGGGUGGCCCCAGAGGAGACUGUGCCCGGCCUCUCCUCCAAGAGUUGCAGUCUGAGCCUUUUUGGAGAAUGAAUAAAUAUUUUACACAGCA
This is a messenger RNA of Vicugna pacos (alpaca), 1451 nucleotides long. It is a transcript of the gene RHBDL1, whose product is annotated as rhomboid like 1. Lineage: Eukaryota; Metazoa; Chordata; Mammalia; Artiodactyla; Camelidae. Gene Ontology annotation, molecular function: serine-type endopeptidase activity. The record is from RefSeq and is a predicted model, not a curated record. Gene Ontology annotation, cellular component: membrane.